Monopterus albus (swamp eel) is the source of this 7027-nucleotide messenger RNA. RefSeq names its product G protein-coupled receptor 185 b (gene gpr185b). Lineage: Eukaryota; Metazoa; Chordata; Actinopteri; Synbranchiformes; Synbranchidae. Gene Ontology annotation, biological process: G protein-coupled receptor signaling pathway. Gene Ontology annotation, cellular component: membrane. The record is from RefSeq and is a predicted model, not a curated record. Gene Ontology annotation, molecular function: G protein-coupled receptor activity. The annotation marks the transcript as partial. The transcript has a single exon.
CCCGACUCCUCCACCUCCUGGAGCCCAGGUGAGGAUCCCUCCAACUCCUCCUCAGAACCUGUUGCACGAACUUUAACCCCUGACCUCCAGCCAGCAACCACAGCUGUUGCUGUGCAGGAAGUCAGCCCCUGGGAUAUUGCGCUUUGCAUUACUGGGACGCUCAUCUCCUGUGAGAAUGCCCUGGUGAUCGCUGUGCUAUUCUACACACCAACACUAAGAGCUCCGAUGUUUAUCUUGAUUGGCUCGUUGGCAGUGGCAGAUCUCCUGGCCGGCCUAGGCCUCAUCCUGAACUUUGUCUUCACUUAUUUGGUCGACACCUCAGUGGAGUUUGUGACGCUGCUGUCAGUCGGACUGCUCAUCUCGGCCUUCUCAGCGUCUGUCUUCAACAUUCUUGCCAUCACCGUGGACCGUUACCUGUCACUGUACAAUGCCCUGACCUACCACACUGAACGAACAGUCACCUUCACUUAUGUGAUGGUGGCCUUUAUCUGGGUGUCAUGCCUCACGCUUGGCUUGCUGCCGGCGCUUGGCUGGAACUGCUUGAAAGAUGAGUCCACAUGCAGUAUCUGCCGACCCGUCACCAAAAACAAUGCCGUGGCGCUUGCCGUCACCUUCCUCCUAGUCUUUGCCCUGAUGAUGCAGUUCUACCUUCAAAUCUGCAAGAUUGCCUUCCGCCACGCGCAGCAGAUUGCAGUGCAGCACCAGUUUGUGGCCAUCUCCACCACCAAAGGUGUCUCCACACUGUCGGCCAUCCUGUGUGCCUUUGGGGCGUGCUGGCUUCCAUUUGCCAUGUACUCCAUCGUGGCUGACUCUAGCUACCCCGUAAUAUACACCUACGCCACAGUCCUCCCCGCCACCUGCUGCUCUGUGAUCAACCCGAUUAUCUAUGCGUUCCGAAACCCAGACAUCCAGAAGUCGCUGUGGAUGGCCUGUUGUGGGUGCAUCCCGUCCAUUCUCUCCCUCAGACCCAGGACGUCCAGUGAUGUGUAGCAGGGAAGGUUGGUUUCUGUUUGGUAUGAUUGAUGCCAAUUCAGGGUUGUAGGAGGGAGAGGAUGGAACAGGAAACAAGAGAUGAAGAGUAGAAAAUGUGAACGUUAUGGCUGAGGAACAGGAUCUCGUCUAGUCCUCAUACCAGGGCUGGUAGGCUGAUAGCAACGUACAGCUUGCCACAGUAAAAGUGGCACAGUGAGAAGGGAGGACAGUGCAUGGUCAACAAAGAUCAUGCACUUUUUGUGGCUCAAAGAAAACCAACAGAGUAACAGAGGUGGCAUAAAAGCAACUGCAAAAGAAUGAUUAAGGCAUCCUCAUGGUGGCUGUGGGACUUUUAGGGUGUGUGUCAGGUGACUUUUUUUUAACUGACCUGCUUUAGGGUCCGAGAAGCGAGUCCUACUUCUCAAGAUUAGCAUACAGGUGAGGGUGGGAUUUAGGAACCAGCAAUCUAAAUCUCCACAUGACUGGAGCUUAGCACUGCAUUGUUAUGCAAUCAGAAGGAGUGAAACAGUCUUAAAAUGUUUUGUUUUGACUGCUGUGUUUGAAAUUAAGUGAUGUGUGGAUGAAAAUACAAUGAGCUAAUUACACACAAUGAAUGACCUUGAGUAUUCCUAAUGAGCUAUCUUUGCAGUCUUCUGAUAGGAAAAACAUUUCCUCCCUUGAAACAUAUGUUAACUAUGUUACCUUGAUCUGAUGCAAAUUAGGUAAUUAGAGUUUAUAGACAGAAACUGCAAAAAUAAUGAACUCUCCUGUGCUGAGAAUGUUAGUUAGAUGGUGUUCAUUAACAUUGCUAGUCUGCCAAGCCCAUUGUGAAUUUUCCCACUGCCAACAGCACAAUCUGCCUUUUGUCAGAGAAGGACACACAUUUCAUUUCCUGAAAUUGGUGAAAAAUGCAUCACAUUUUACAGAAAGAACAACUCAAUCACGUGCCAUCCCUCAUCAAACAUUCAAAUCCUAAACAAAACCUAAUCUACCAGGUUCCUAGUGCACAGAUAACCCCUGCUAGUUUGCAAAACCUAAAGAAGGAUUUCCAAAAUUAAGGUUGGUGUGUGCUGUCCUUGGCAUGAUGAAAUCAAAUAUGCUCCCUGUCUGAGGAAAGUGGGUUCCUCAGUCAGCUCCUGUGCCGUGACAGCGAAGCAGAGAGCGAGCUGAAUUCAGCACCAAGGACAGCACCACUGCAGCGCAACGCUACCCUGGGAAUGCUCUCUGCUGCGGGGGAGAGCGAGCUGGAAAGUAGGCUAUGCUGUUCUCUACACCAUCUUGUUAGGGAAUGCGAGAUUGGCUUCAGCUUAACUCGUCUCUUUUCCCCAUUUCAAAUCCAUUCUGUGUUAACUGACUGUUUUGUUGUGCAUACAUGAUGGAUAAAGCUAUUUUGAAAUCCAUUUGCUACAACUUUCAGAGUUAUUUGGCCUCUCACUCUUUUUUGGCUUUAAUUAGCUGAAUUAAUUUUGGGAGAGAUGAACUGUUUUACAUUUGUUUAAAAAUAGAAUUAAGACUCAAUAAAAACACAAUUAUUUUACAGAAAGCAAAAAAGUAUUCCAGUUAGCUCCAGUCACGCUCACAUUGGCCUUAAACCUCCACAUUAGGUUGACUAGUGCAACUGUGACCCUGUUCUUUUUAUCCUUGACCAUUUCUUGCCCCUCUUGUAUCUCAGCAGGAGGAAAUAUGCAUGGGGAAAGAAAAAGCCCAAAGAAGAGCCAGUUAAACAAGCCUUCUGACAUGGUGAUAGCAGUCGAUGUUCAUCGGAGACAAAUGAGCCCUUACGGUUUAUCUGCAUCUGCAUAACACUGCUUAGGCCAAAAGGCUUUAAAUGUAGAGACAGCAUCCUAACUCUAUUGCCCAAUUGAUUAUCCAUUAGCUAGAGCUGAGUACAUCCAUAUUGAAUAGGUCAUUUUUCAUCUGGACAGCUUUGGUUGGCUUUAGUAAGUUGUGCAAAAACCUGCAAAAAUAAUUAAAUAAAAGGAUGGUGUGUAUAAACAUGGUUUGGAAAAAUAUUUUCCAUGCUUAUACUUAGUCCAGUGCCCAGGAAUAUACUGUAUCAGACAAUCAUGGAAAAUGGCUAAACCCAACAAGACACAUAAAAUUCUAUAAUAAUGCUGUAAAUCUGCAGCAUCAGAUGGUCUAAACUCCCCCGGCUUGUGCUUUACUCCUUCCAAUUUCAAUUCUCAACUUGCAGUCUGUCACCCGUAGCUUGAUAUUCACUGCACACACAUACACACUCUUGCCCUGCCUUGAAGAACCGGCGCAGCUCCACCCCAGGGGCCCAUGUGAUGGCUCGGCGGGUUAACGAGAAGCGAGCAAGGCGAGAUGAUGUGGCGUGAAAUAGAAACGCUGGGCAAGACGCGCUUUAACGCAACCUCAGGUUACACCCCAGGAUGAAGUUAUUUCCCAAUGAAAGGGCAUUAUGCAAGUUAAAUCCAGCUAAUGUUAAUAACAUCUCUGUCAUAAAGGCAUCAGGAACUGACCUAACGUAGAGAGGCAGUAGUGAGGGUGAGCUAGAGAGGGGAUUUACUGCCAACCUCUAUCUGCAUUUAAAUGAUCUACGGAGAUUGUUUUCACUCUUGUGUUCCUCUGCACAACCAAGAGAUACUGAGAGAGAUGACUAAGCCGCUGGCAUGCUGCUAAUAUACAAGUGUGGGAGGUGUGCUGGCUUUGGGAAAAUUGCUCAUGGAAAGUGUAUGGGCUGUAGAUUCAAACUAUAAAUGUAAGACAACAUAAAGUUUGUUUCUGUAACGACAGGGAGCUGAUUCCAAAUUCCUUGCUUUGUACCAAAUAAAUCACAAUAAAUGACAACAGCAAAGACUGAAUCUAUGAUAAUGGCGCACAGGAGCAGCAGGUAUUAGGAGCAUCAUAGUGUAAAUUAAAGCUUAGAGUCUCAUUUUUCUUAGUGGAAGUUGUUGAGUUUGUUCAAAAUUGCAGGUUCUCAUGUCUUUCCUUUGGCCUUAUUGAAACAAAAAGUCAGUUGCAAUAACGUCCAACUAUAUUUUGCUGUGUACAAAAAGCCACAAUUGAGCAACAAAGAGAGAGAGAAGGGAGGUGGAACAAAUAGCACACUGUACUAUAUCUGAAAGAAAUAUGGCCUGGUUGGCUGGACUUUUCCAUAAUGCAUUUCAGCAGUAGUGAAUCAUAGAAGUAGGACAAACCUACAUAAAAAGCCAAUGCUGUGUUUCUAUUUAUAGAUUCUGAUUUGCAGACAGAGAUCUCACAAUACUGUUGAAUGGCUUUUCUCUCUAAAAUAUUUUCUCCUCACCUUCAUUUUUUGAGUGUUAGCCAUCUCAUUUUAGAAUUAGACAUUAAAAAGCAAUGGCUACUGUAUCUGAAGUUUAAGGUUACACCAGUUAAAGUUGCCAAUCUGACCACCUUCCUCUCUCACUCUCUUUUUUUGCUGGUGAAACUGUCUAAUGGUAAAAAAAAAAGAGAGACUUGCAUCUAUUAUUAAGUGAAAAGCUUUCAAUUACACUGAAGCUGCAGCAUGAGAUGAAUGGAGCUCAGUACUGUUGGCAAGCUUGGUGAAGUGCAGCACCGUGGGGGGGCGACUCACUAGUGGUGCCAGGCUAAACUAAUUGAUCCCAGGGAGUUAACUGAAUCCAUUUCACUUAGAAAAUAAUUGCAGCUCUUAUUGGCACACAGUUCUCUUGUAUGCACAAUUAAUAUGUGUGAGACUUGCUUAGUUACUUGCAGUUGGAGAUGCUAGAUGGGACACACUGAACAAAAUCUGAUGAAGUUCACUUAUUCAGCACAGCUUUUCAUAGAAAACAACAAAACAGGUUGUUUUUUUUUUUUAACCCUGGCCUUUAUUUGGUGCUAGCACAGCUAAUGCUAACAUACUAGAUGCGGCUUUCAGGCUUUCCCUGCUUUUCUCAAUAUUCAAAAUUACUCAAAAUUACAAUUAUGACCCAAACCUCUAAGUGCCAUAUUAGUGUGGUAUAACCUGUCAACAAGACAAGUGCCAGAAACUAUAGUAACAGGAAGUCUGCUGUUUAAAAAGGCCUUGACUCCAGUUCAGCGAAGUCUUUGCACUUGCAGUGUUGGUGAACUUUGACACACAGAUGUGAGCCACUGACCAGUAGCAAGCAGUCUUAUUAAUGCUGACUUUUGAGGGAACAGAGUCUGCUAGCAUAGCUGGUUUGCUGUGUUGCACUAUCCACUAGCUAGGUGGGUUUUAAUCCACCAGUUUUUAAUGUGUAUUUUCAAUUUCUGCAUCAGUGGAAAUGAUAAAAAUGUUUUCUUAAAAAAGUUUUGAAAUAAAGGUUGCAAAAAAAGGUUUUUAUUCUUGGCUGAGGUGGAAAGGUUGCUGGGUCAAAUAAAGGCAAAAUGCAGAUUGAACAGCUCAGUAUAGAAAAUGGCUUGGUAAUUUUGUUUCUUUAUGGUGAAACCAACCUUUUUUAAUCAGAGGUUAACAUAUUCCUCUAUAGGUUGAGAAAUUUGACCUGUAGGUUCAGUUUCCCAACCCGCCAUGAAAGCAUCCCGAGGGUUUUUAGACAUUUUGGAAACGAAAGGAUUUCACCUUUGCACUUUCAAAUGUUGGAGAGCAUUAGUUUGUUUGCAGUCAUACGUCUACGAGGCUAUAUGGUAAUGCUCCAGGGGUAAAACAAACUCUCUUUGAUCCAAGUCUGGAGAGAAUCAUAAAUUCCAAAGCAAAAUCGCCUGGAACGAAACUGACUGAACAACUGAUCUGAAGUCAGUGUUAAUUACACAUUUUAAACAACAUCCUUGACUGUCCCAUCUGGCAUGUCCAUCUAUUGAUUGUUUUAACAAUUAAUAACACUCAUCUGUGAAUAUGCCACUACUUGGUCAACCAUUCCUGGGGCAGCAGUGGAGCGACCGCUCACUGUGCGUGUGAAUGGCUGUGUGCUUUUGUGCGUGCGUUCUCCUCUACCCCACCCCCCGGGAUCAUAGCCAAUUGUAAUGAACCAUAUCUCAACCAACUCUCACUGUAAACACACGCUGAAUGGUUUUGUCAGCCAAUAUACAGGACUAUAACUCAAUUUAGAAAAAAGAAAUACUGUACAAGUGAGUGUGUGUGUUAUGUUUCUUAUGCAAUGCUGUACAGAAAUGUAUAUUUUUGUAAUGUCAUGAGAACAUGAGCUACAGGACACAGUCACUGCUGUGAGUGUGUUCUGAGUGUGUGUUUCUUCCUCUUCUUCUGUGUUCUUCCUAUAAAAUGUUUCUUUGGGGGGGAGGGGGUGUUGUUGUGUGUUGGAUAUGCUGAAAAAGUGCCAUAUUUUUUGACUUUAUAGUGUCCUCUUCUCGGUUUGUGUGCUGUACAUAAAGUUUAUCACAGGGCGAUUCUCAUUGUGGAGUCUGAAGUUGUCAGAGUCCAAGUCAGUAAAUCUUUAAAACAACAAAAAUACUCAACACGGUCAUGGUCAGCUGCUGGAUUAGAAGCUAAUAUGUAAAAGGACUUGACCUUGAUAUUAUUGAUCACUAUACUGAGCAAACAGAGAAACAGACACCGCACAUCUGACCACUCCAAACUCCCUAUUUAUAGCUGUAACUUCACACUGAUUUUCAAGCAACAGCAGCAAAAAGAGGUGAUAUCAGUUGUUCUGUAUAAAGUGUUUGUUUCUUGACUUUUACAUGAACGGCAUGCACUACAAAACAGAGACAGACACAGGCAAAGAGGGGGAGAUGACGCAUGGGCACAGCUGUACGUCACAGUCAGGUUUCCAGUGACGCCAUUUUGUCGUGUCGAAGAGAGCAGGUCGUUUCAAAGACAACCCCCCCAACCCUGUUUUUCCCUCUUUCAAAACAUCCCCCUCACUUUUUGCUCUUCCUCUUUCUCCCUCUCUUCUUUCUCAUCAUGUCUAAGACCUUGUCGUCAUCAUUUCUUUGUCAUUUCAAGAUCUUUCCCUUUCUCCGCCCUGUUUUCUUUCAUCCUCAACACCUUCACCUAUCUUUUUCUAACUCUUUUCCCCUCGCUCCGUCUAAUUCUCCUGUCCAAUACUUUGCUAUCCCUGGCAUGCAGGAUUCUAGUUGGCCAGACUCCAUCUGAAAAUAGUUGCCCUGAAAGAAGAUAGAAUGAAGAAAAAAAAAA